Messenger RNA from Andrographis paniculata, 1126 nucleotides. Its product is annotated as probable calcium-binding protein CML21. Gene Ontology annotation, molecular function: calcium ion binding. NCBI's taxonomy places the organism in Eukaryota, Viridiplantae, Streptophyta, Magnoliopsida, Lamiales, Acanthaceae. Bases 171 to 848 code for a protein of 225 amino acids. The transcript has 5 exons. The record is from RefSeq and is a predicted model, not a curated record.
AAUUUAAAAUAUUACCCAUGGCCAGCACUCGUCGUUCAAAUCGGUCCGAUGAAAGAUUGCUGAUGCGUGUCUUUUGCAGAGAAGUUUCAUUUUGAUAUCGUUCGCUGUCAGCUAGACGAAGAUUGAGCUUUCCAAUUCGCGGAUUUUGUGUUAUUCUACGCUGCAGGACAAUGGGAGGUGCUGUUGCUAAGGCUUCAGUGACCGAGACAAAGCUCGAGGCCAAAAUUAAUGAGGUAGUGCGCAGGAGAGAAAGCCGAGGGAGUUCUACGACAUCCUUUAACAGCAUCAUCUUGAAAUUCCCUAAGAUUGAUGAGAGUUUUAGGAAGUGCAGAACUGCAUUCCAUGAAUUCGAUGAGGAUGGAAACGGUGCAAUAGAUCAUCAAGAGCUUAAGAGUUGCUUUCGCAAGCUUGAGAUCAAUUUCACUGAUGAGGAAAUCAAUGACCUCUUCCAGGCAUGCGAUAUAAACGAGGAUAUGCAAAUUACGUUCAAUGAAUUUAUUGUUCUUCUUUGUCUCGUUUAUCUUCUGAAGGAAGGCCCGACUGCUCAACAUGCUAUAGCGAUGCCAAAUCUAGAGGCUACUUUUGAAAUACUAGUCGAUGCCUUUACGUGCUUGGAUAAGAACAAGGAUGGUUAUGUUAGCAAAGAUGAGAUGAUCGAUGCUAUUAAUGAAACCGCUUCUGGGGAACGAUCUUCCGGGAGAAUUGCCAUGAAAAGAUUUGAAGAAAUGGACUGGGACAGGAAUGGAGCUGUGAACAUCAAGGAGUUUCUCUUUGCAUUCACUCAUUGGGUUGGGAUCGAAGAAGGCGAUGAUGAUGAGGAGGAGGAGGACGACGAGGUGAAGAUAUGAUCUGAAUUUUUCGAGCAAGUCUCGAUCCACUGCUCAUAGUACUUUGGUUGUUGGCCCUGUAAGUAGACCAUAGAUCGAUCAUAGUUUGAUUCGUCUAGCUCGAAUUGCUUGUGAAACUUCAUGUCUAUGGUAGCCUUUACAAUGAUGGAACUGAGUUAAAUUAGUUAUGGUGCAUCAAACUUGCUACAUUCUAUUGGUCUGUAACAAGACAUUCUUGUAAAUGUUCGUUGUGAGUGAAGACAACAGGAACAGGAUCAAGAAAAAAUGCUGUAAGGUAA